This is a messenger RNA of Etheostoma spectabile (orangethroat darter), 6232 nucleotides long. RefSeq names its product host cell factor C1a (gene hcfc1a). NCBI's taxonomy places the organism in Eukaryota, Metazoa, Chordata, Actinopteri, Perciformes, Percidae. The transcript is spliced from 29 exons. The record is from RefSeq and is a predicted model, not a curated record. Gene Ontology annotation, biological process: chromatin remodeling; regulation of DNA-templated transcription. Bases 173 to 5464 code for a protein of 1763 amino acids. Gene Ontology annotation, cellular component: histone methyltransferase complex. Gene Ontology annotation, molecular function: protein binding; transcription coactivator activity.
GGUGACGCCAACUCUCUUCCAUUUUCCUACGCCUCUGGUUGUCAAGAAGAUGGCAGCUUCCAGGCAGGCAUGAGAGGAAAUACUUCUUCAAAAAUCGAAUGAAUUUGGAUUAUUGCCGGAAGAUACGACCACAUACCAGUGUUUUUGCAAUUACUGCAUCGAAAUAAAAAUCAUGUCUGCCCCUGGUUCCGCGGUGUCUGGGACCAUGGCGUCGGUUCUGCAGCCGCGAUGGAAACGGGUUCUGGGGUGGUCCGGUCCCGUUCCCCGGCCCAGGCAUGGACAUAGAGCUGUAGCUAUAAAGGAGCUUAUGGUUGUCUUUGGCGGUGGAAACGAAGGGAUUGUGGACGAAUUACAUGUAUACAACACUGCAACCAACCAGUGGUUUAUCCCAGCAGUCCGUGGUGAUAUUCCCCCUGGUUGUGCUGCAUAUGGUUUUGUCUGUGAUGGCACAAGAUUGCUGGUGUUUGGUGGCAUGGUGGAGUAUGGAAAGUACAGCAACGAUCUCUAUGAACUACAGGCCAGCAGAUGGGAAUGGAAAAAGUUGAAAGCAAAAAACCCGAAGAAUGGCCCCCCUCCUUGUCCUCGUCUUGGCCACAGUUUUUCCCUGGUUGGCAACAAAUGCUACCUGUUUGGUGGACUAGCCAAUGACAGCGAGGACCCAAAAAACAACAUUCCCAGAUACCUAAAUGAUCUGUACACACUUGAGCUCCGUGCAGGUUCCAGUGUGGUUGGGUGGGAUAUUCCAAUUACAUAUGGAGUUCUGCCUCCUCCCCGUGAGAGUCACACUGCUGUGGUAUACACAGAAAAGACGAGCAGGAAAUCUCGCCUCAUAAUCUAUGGAGGGAUGAGUGGUUGCCGCCUUGGAGAUCUGUGGACACUUGAUAUUGAUACCCUGACAUGGAACAAACCAUCAGUAAGUGGGACAGCACCGCUCCCCAGAAGUCUGCACUCUGCCACUACCAUCACAAACAAGAUGUAUGUUUUUGGAGGAUGGGUUCCAUUGGUAAUGGAUGACGUCAAAGUGGCCACACACGAGAAGGAGUGGAAGUGCACAAACACUCUUGCCUGCUUAAAUCUAGACUCCAUGUGUUGGGAGACAGUAUUGAUGGAUACUCUUGAAGACAACAUCCCCAGGGCCCGUGCUGGCCACUGUGCUGUAGCCAUCAAUUCCAGACUCUAUGUUUGGAGUGGCCGUGACGGUUAUCGUAAAGCUUGGAACAACCAAGUCUGUUGUAAAGACCUCUGGUACCUCGAAACAGAGCGUCCACACGCCCCUGCUAGGGUGCAGUUAGUCCGUGCCAACACAAACUCUCUUGAGGUGAGCUGGGGUGCUGUCUCAACUGCUGACACGUACUUACUACAGCUGCAGAAAUAUGACAUCCCUGCAACCCCAGCCUCGCCAGCCAUGAGUGCCACCCCUGUGCAGCCUGUGAAUUCUCCAAAGAGCCCCUCACCGGCUGUUGCAGCACUCUCUGCUCAGAGCCUACCCCAGACAGGUAUUGCAAUAGUGACCAAUGAUUCUUUCUUUCCAACUCUACCGUGUCCAUUGUCGUCACUACACCAGGAACAACUGCAAAAACCCUGCACACAAAGUCUCAUCUGUUCCCUUUUUGUUACAGCGAUCUUGAAAGUUGCAGCUCAACAGUCUGCCACGGGCACAUCUGUUGUCACAGUCCGCCCCAGCCAGCCUGGGAAAUCCCCUGUCACUGUGACAUCCCUUCCGCCAGGUGUCCGAAUGGUAGUGCCUGCCCAGACUACUCAAGGAUCGCCAAUUGGAAGCAGCCCUCAAAUGAGUGGCAUGGCAGCUUUAGCUGCAGCAGCUGCCGCAACACAGAAGAUCCCGCCCUCUGCGGGCACUGUUCUCAAUGUUCCUGCAGGCGCCACCAUUCUCAAAACAGUAGCCGUUUCACCUGGCACAACCACAAUGAAAAUGGCUUCUCCAGUCAUGGUCAGUAACCCAGCCACCCGGAUGCUGAAAACUGCUGCAGCCCAGGUGGGCACAGCAACUGCGUCCUCUCCCACCAACACCAGACCCAUCAUCACUGUGCACAAGUCUGGUGCAGUCACAGUGGCCCAGCAGGCCCAAGUGGUAACCACUGUGGUAGGAGGAGUCACCAAGACAAUUACCCUGGUCAAGAGUCCUCUCACCAUGGGAAGCAGUGGCACUCUGAUCUCCAACCUUGGCAAGAUGAUGUCUGUGGUACAAACCAAGCCAGUGCAGACAUCAGCUAUCACAGGCCAGGCUUCCACUAACCCUCUCACACAGAUCAUACAGACAAAGGGUCCCCUCCCAGCCGGCACCAUCCUGAAACUAGUGACCUCCGCAGAUGGCAAGCCCACAACCAUCAUCACCACUUCCCAGGCAGGAGGCACAGGAAACAAGCCCACUAUACUGAACAUCAGCGGUGUCUCUCCCUCCACCACUAAGCAGGGCACCACCAUCAUUAAGACCAUCCCCAUGUCGGCCAUCAUGACCCAGCCUGGAGCCACAGGUGUGACAAGCAGUGCAGGCAUGAAAACGCCUAUCACAAUCCUUACCACAAAGGUGAUGACCACUGGAACUCCUGGUAAAAUCAUCACUGCAGUGCCCAAGCUCGGCACUGCCGCUGGCCAACAGGGACUGACACAGGUGGUUUUGAAGGGUGCUCCUGGGCAACCUGGCACUAUUUUGCGCACUGUGCCUAUGAGCACAGUUGGCGGUGUUCGACUUGUUACACCAGUGACAGUGUCUGCUGUUAAGCCCACUGUUACCACUCUGGUUGUCAAGGGGACUACUGGUGUUACCACACUUGGGACUGUCACUGGUACAGUCUCCUCAAGCCUGGGAGGAGGCACGGUGGACAGUUCCAACGCCUCUCUGGUCACCCCCAUCACCACACUGGGAACCAUCGCUACCCUGUCUAGUCAGGUCAUUAGCCCAUCUGCCAUAACUGUGUCAACUGCUCAAACCAGCCUGACUUCUGCCUCCACGUUGCCCUCCUCUACCAUGACCGUACAAAACCAGCCCACCCAGGUUACUCUGAUCACAACUCCCAGUGGUGUAGAAGCUCAGCCAGUGCAGGAUUUACCAGUGUCCAUCCUGGCUUCACCAACCUCUGAGCAGCCCAGCUCCACUGAGGCUGGAUCAGCUGGAGAGGGUUCUGGGACUGUCACCCUGGUCUGUUCUAACCCGCCCUGCGAGACCCACGAGACAGGAACCACCAACACAGCCACCACCUCCUCUGCUGCAAUUGGAGCAGGACAGGUGUGCUCCAACCCGCCAUGUGAAACACAUGAAACGGGGACAACCAACACAGCAACAACUGCAUCAUCAAACAUGUCUGCGCCGCGCAUGUGCUCCAACCCACCAUGCGAGACCCAUGAAACUGGGACAACUAACACAGCUACCACAGCAUCGGCUAACAUGGGAAGCGACCAGGCCAGCACAGCGACGGACCAGGUCAAGACAGUUUGCUCCAACCCACCCUAUGAGACCCACGAGACAGGGACCACCAACACAGCCACCCAGUUGUCAUCUAACAUGAAUGCAGGCCAGACGAGCACCGUGCAGAGGUUGUGCUCCAACCCACCCUGCGAAACACACGAAACUGGGACAACCAACACCCAGUCCACAGCCUCAUCCAACAUGGGAAGCGACCGGACCAGCACAGCAACAGGCCAGGUCCAGACGGUUUGCUCCAACCCACCCUGUGAAACACAUGAAACUGGGACCACCAACACCCAGUCUACAGCCUCAUCCAGCAUGGGAAGCGACCAGACCAGCACAGCAACAGGCCAGGUCCAGACGGCUUGCUCCAACCCACCCUGUGAAACACACGAAACUGGGACCACCAACACAGCUACCACUGCCACCUGCAGCAUGGAGACAGGCGAAGGCACAGCAGCCCAGCAGACAGAGGAGGGAGCUGAAGGUACUAGCAGCACAGAAGUGGCCUCUACUGCAGCAACGGGCACAGUUACCACCCCCCAGGGCAGGGCCAUCACUACUGUCACUCAGUCCACACCAGCCCCUGGGCCAUCUGUACCUUCGAUCUCAUCAAUCACAGAAGGUGUGAGUCCCAGCUCCACAGAGGAACCUAUGCAAACUGAUGAGACGGCAUCAGCGGAAGCUGCACCUGCAGUGGAGGGAGCCACCGCUAUGCAGACACAAGUGGAGGGAGAAGCAGCUACAGCAUUGAAUCUUCCCUCGGAGCUGAUGUCUGAGGGUCAGGGCGCCACACUUAUGGUGACAGGGCUGUCGGAUGAGGAGUUGGCUGUGACUGCAGCGGCAGAAGCCGCUGCUCAGGCAGCAGCCACUGAAGAAGCCCAGGCCCUUGCUAUCCAGGCUGUCCUCCAGGCAGCUCAGCAAGCUGUUAUGCAUGAGGGCAAUUCCACUGGAGAGAGCCAGCAAACCACCAACAUCCCCAUCAUGUUGACCCAACAGGAGCUUGCAGCAUUGGUCCAACAGCAGCAGCAGCUGCAGGAGGCUCAGGCUGCUGCACAGCAGGCCGCCAUGGACACAAGCUUGCCUACUGAAGGCCUCGCCCCUGCUGACAGCCUCAACGACCCCUCUGUCGAGAGCAACGGACACAAUGAGAUGGCUGCCGCUGUCACCAGUGCUGUGGCAUCACUGCUGCCACGUACUACUGCUGAGACACUUGCUCCAUCAAGCACAUUUGCACCCUCUGUUUCAGUGGCAAGUCCAGCCAAACUGCAAGCAGCCGCUGCUCUAGCAGAGGUGGCCAAUGGGAUCGAGGGAGAAAAGCAAGCCCCUCAGCCAACCCCCGUGAAGCCUGUUGUAAAAAAAGAGAAUCAGUGGUUUGAUGUUGGAAUUGUUAAAGUGACAAAUAUGGUUGUCACCCACUUCUAUAUGCCAGGAGAUGAUUCUCACGGAGAUGAUGACUCUGGCAUCAUGCCAGACUACGGCCAGAUGAAGAAAAUGGAGCUGCAGCCUGGAACAGCUUACAAGUUCCGUGUUGCUGGAAUCAACGCUUGUGGUCGUGGAUCUUUCUCCGAGAUAUCUGCUUUCAAAACCUGCCUGCCAGGCUUCCCAGGGGCACCUUGCGCCAUCAAAAUCAGCAAGAGCCCAGAUGGUGCCCACCUGACCUGGGAGCCACCCUCGGUGACGUCCGGGAAGAUCAUUGAGUACUCUGUGUACUUGGCCAUCCAGAGCAACCAGACAGCUGAAGCCAAGGCCUCCACCCCAGCACAGCUAGCCUUCAUGCGGGUGUACUGUGGACCCAACCCCUCUUGCUUGGUGCAGUCGUCCAGCCUCUCUAACGCUCACAUUGACUACACCACCAAGCCAGCCAUCAUCUUCCGCAUCGCCGCCCGCAAUGAGAAGGGCUAUGGUCCCGCCACCCAAGUUCGAUGGCUGCAAGAAUCUGGCAAAGAUGCCGCCUCUGCAAAACCAGCCCCCAAAAGACCAGGCACCUCUCCUGAUACUAAGGCUACUGGUCCAAAGAAAGCAAGGACGGACCAGUGAGGUUGCCCAGAGACCCCUCCCAGUCUUUUGUCCUUUUUCCACUCGCUGUCCUUUUAUCAGGAAGACUGACCUUCAUCCCUCCUCAUCCUAAUCUCAUCCUCCACCCUCAAGUCUCAGCAAGACAGCAAUGGAACCGUAUGAAGCCGAGAUGAAAGUCAAUCUGAGAGAUUUUUCUGUAGAUAAAAACCCUCCUUCCUCCUCGUUCUGUUGGUUGUACUAUUUUUAGAGCAACACAAACUUAGAAGCACAUUAUCUUUAUCAGUCACAUCCCUUUCCAUCGUUUAACAGCUAUUUUUCGCUUGUUUCAGUAGUUGAGCAGUAUAGAGAAGCAUUUACAUCUUUCACAAACUGGGAGACUGAGCGCAAUGUUACCUUUUUUUUUUUUUUCCUUUGUUUUGUGAAUCCUGGGGGGGAUGUAGAGAGAGACUACACACAAUGAUGUACAGUGUUGAAAAAGGCUGGGGAGGCAUUAGUUUAGAUGAGAGGAAAAAUCGGUAUGGAUACAAAUAAAGCACUUGUCCUCAACGACAGAGGACAGAAUUUUGUCCCUUUUUUUUGUUUUUUGCUCAUAAACAAAUUUGCUUCAUCGAGAACUGAGUCUGUAUUCAUCAUACAGGACUCAAGUCUCUUGGUAAUGUCAUUACUGUGCGCUUUUUACCCCAAGAUGAGGACUGGUGGCCGACACUUCAAAGUGGACAACAAGAAUGACAAAGAGACUUGUAGAGAAUGAAUGACAGACUUUGCUAGGGCUGAGACUUGCAGCACACA